UCGUCUCGUUUUACUCUCUCUCUCUCUCUCUCUCUCUCUCUCUGAUAAAAGAGAUACAUUCUGACUUGCUGAUUAUACUGUUGUUGUUGCUGUUGUCAUUGUUUACUUUCUUCAAUCGUACCUCGGGACUUUGAGGUGUUGAUCGAUGGAUGAUGCAUAUAGUCAAAGCUUUUUCCACGUUGUUGGCUAUAGACUACGUGCUGCCGGUGUGACAAUGUGCGACUGACGUGGGGGUAUGGUUUUCUGAACUUGUUUUGCCGUGACGGUGUGCCGCCGCUCAUUUUCCUGCCCUUUGAUUUUUGCCGUUCGAGGGAGAAAGAGGACACUGCAGUGGCACAAAACAGUACAGGAGGUGGAGGAGGAAAAAGGCAAAGAUAAGGGGACAUCCGCGUCGUGUUUCGCAGUAAAAUGCCACGCAAGCUGACGCUGCUGUUGCUGCGACCGCCAAGAUGACGAAAGGACCGAAACGAACGUAUGAGGACAAGGGCGACGACGACGAUGAUGACGAUGGGGAUGAUGAUCGCCGUCAGGUGUACAUAGUCUAAUGUGCGUGUAUAAUAUCGGCGGAUGAGGCGCCAUGUGGAAGCCCAAGUGGUCGCGCCUCGCCGAGUGGCUGGGCCGGCCGCAGGGACUGGUGCUCCUGCUGUUGCCCUGUCUGCUGCUCCUCACCCUAUACUUCUUGUCGGGCAACGAGCCUGACUUCGACAGGAUACAAUACAUGGUCUAUCGAUCCUACAACGCCUCCAUUGAGGUGAUCGACGGCUACCUGGUGUGGAACCCCAAAUGCCACAUGCUAGCCAAGGACCCGCUCGACCCGUCCAUCGUCAAGUUUGUGAAAAAGGAAAAGUUCGAGGCCUGCUCGACGAGUCCCCUGUUGACGAGCAUCCACCGCGAAGGCAACGCCAGCGCCUACCUGGUUGUCAACCCCGAGGCAGCCAAACAGUACACCGGCCUCACCUGCUGCUGGGCCCAAAUCACGCGACCCCACCACCUGCCCAACCAAACGCUCGAUGAGAAAAUCGACUCGAAAAUCAACGUCGGUCCAUGCGAGCCCUUCAAGGACCAAGUGCUGGUGCCAACGAGCACCGAGACGGUGCUGGUGACGUGCAAGACGCCGAAGCCCAACCGUCCGUCCAAGGGCAAAGUGAAGGGCAAGUCCUCCUCGAAAGCGGGCACCGUGUACGAGAACGUCCACGCGGUGCUGCACCCCGAGCGAGUCCGCGCACGCAUCGAGGCCCACGCCACCAACAACGUCACCCCAUCGGACAAGCUCGUUGGGCACAAAAAAUUGAGCAUCCUCAUGCUGGGCAUCGACAGCGUGUCCCGCCUAAACUUCCACCGGUCCAUGCCCCUCACCCGGGACUUUUUCGAGGAGCGCGGCUGGCUCGAGCUCCGCGGCUACAACAAGAUGGGCGACAACACCUACCCGAACCUCAUGGCCUUCCUCACCGGGCAAAACCAAAGCCUCGCCUACUCGGUCUGCAAGCCCAAGGUGCCCCACGGCCUCGACAACUGCCCCCUCAUCUGGCACAACUUCCGCAAUGCCGGCUACGUCACCGGCUACGGCGAGGACCACGACGAAAUCAGCACCUUCAACUACCUCAAGGUGGGCUUCGUGGACCCGCCCACCGACUACUAUUUGAGGCCGUCGGUCCUGGCGGCGGAGCGGCUCCUCAAGGACCGCAAGCGCUUCAGCGCCAAGUACUGCACCGGGCCGGUGCUCAACGUCGACCGCAUCUACGACUACGCGGUUGAGUUCGCCAAGACGUUCUCGGGCCUGGGAGCACCGUACUUUGGCUUCUUCUGGACUAACGGCGUCAGCCACGAGAACAUGAACGGGCCCUCGUCGAUCGACGCCCACUUCGCGGCCAAGCUCCGGGACCUCGAGGCCUCGGGCGUCACGGCCGACAGUAUGAUCGUAGUGCUGAGCGACCACGGGAUGCGCUACGGGGACAUACGGGGCACGUUUGUCGGCUGGUACGAGGAGCGGCUGCCGUUCGUCUACAUUUGGCUGCCCGAGUGGUUCCGCGAGCAGAACCCAAGCGCAGCCGAGGCGCUGCGGAUCAAUAGAAACCGGCUGACUUCGCCCUACGAUCUCUACGAGACCCUCCGGGACGUGCUGAGUAGAACCGGGGCUGGGGUGGCACCGGCGAGUAGCGGGUGUCCGAGUUGCCAGUCGCUCCUGAGGCCGGUGCCGCGCGAGCGGGGCUGCAGCGACGUCGGGGUGGCCGCGCACUGGUGCACCUGCGACGCGUUUCAGUUCGCGAGCAAGACCGACAGGGUGGUCAAGGAGGGCGCCGAGAGGUUCGUCGAGCACAUGGAGGGCAUCGUCGGGAGGUACAGGAACAAGAAGGGCGCGAGGCUGUGCGCCAAGCUGAGGCUCAAGAAGAUACACAGGGUCGACAAGGUGCUGGAUUUGGAGAGGAGCCCCAACGCCGGGGUCCUCGAAUUGUUCUACCUGCUGGAGGUGACCCCCGGGGACGGGAUGUUCGAGACGACCAUCAGGUACCACGGACCGGGCGAGUACAGCAUCAACGACGACGAGGUCAGCCGGAUCAAUUCCUACGCCCACAGUGCCAAAUGCUUGAAUGAGGGGUACAAACAGUAUUGCCACUGCACAAAGUAGAGCGACUGCUCUUAUGAUAUAUACUUACAUAUACGCCUAUACGUACGCGUUACGUUUAUAUAUACAUCUCUGGACGUUAUACUUGUAUAUACCUGUACAUACCUUUGAGCUAUAUAGGUAUGUACAUCAUACAUAAUCGUGUAUUACGGAAAUACGCGUUUUAUUGCAAUUGUUACCUAAUUAUUGUACUCGUACUGUAUUUUAGAAUUUAUAUUUUUGUACAUAUACUUCGGGAUAAAUGACGUACGCCACGAUUUUAAUGCGCACCACGUAAAAUCUAGUUUAUGGAGAAUGCGAUAAUGUGUACUUUUUUAAUUGUAUUUGUUGCUUAUGACUUCUCAGUCAGCUUGAAUUUUUUCUAAUUUUAGAUCAUGACUUGAGUACAAUUAUUACUGGGUUCAUAUCUUUCAAUACGUAAACUUGAAUUAAACGAGAAGCUUCACUUGAAAAUGUUGAAAUCUAAUCACUCAAUAUGUUAUCAAAAGAUUUGUUAGCUUAAUCAAUUUGAUAUUUGAACGUAUACCAGUUUUUUUUUCCUCCGUACAAUCGAUAAAAAUUAUUAAUUCAAAUGAAUUUUAAGAGUUUUAUCACCUGUUACCUAAAAAUAACGAAUAAACUUCCGCUGUAAAGGGUUGAGAAUGUGCUCGUAUUGUAUGAUGGGACUGAUUUUUCACGCCACACUAAUGAUAGUUGUAAAUAUUAAAUAAAUUUUAUGUAUGUGUUACGACAUUGCGAAUCGAUGUAUAGUGUGACAAGGGGUAUUGAAGAAAAAGAUAUACGCUAUUGAAAACUUUACUCGACAGCCUAUAAAUAUUUUCGUUAGAACGUAACAUGAGCCUAUAUUUUAUGAAACAAUUUACUUACGAAUAUUAAAUGUGUGUUAAUUUAUGAGGAGACAAAUUUUUAUUUUUACUAUUAUGAUAAAAAUGUAAUGACAAAUGUAUGAUGUGUUCCAAUUUACAGUUUGUGUACAGCAUAAUUUUAUUACAUGUUGUGUUAACUGAUUGAUCAAAAAUUUGAUCUAGAUUGUAGUAAAGUAUUUAACGCGAGGAAUUGUACUCUUCUGUUUAAAUCGCUUUAGAUCAGUAACUCUAAUAUCGUAUUUAUUUUAUGCGUUACAGAUAAGUCAUAAAAAGUUUCAAAAUUAACUUUUUUUUUUUUUCACUUGGCUUAUGAAAUUUGUAGAAGGUAUUGCCGAUGAUUUAUAGUCUCAAUAUAAUGGAAAA
Molecule: messenger RNA, 3852 nt
Organism: Copidosoma floridanum
Lineage: Eukaryota; Metazoa; Arthropoda; Insecta; Hymenoptera; Encyrtidae
Source: RefSeq, a predicted model, not a curated record